AAGUAGGACGCACAAAAUUUGUUAUUUUCUCAAUAUCAAAGAUGGCGAAUAUGCGUGACAGUGAUACGUCCCUGUGGCUACACAAUAAAUUAGGAACUUCGAAUGAUUCUUGGACUGGUGGCUCAAUAUGUUCGCAAUUAAACGCCGAAGUGUUACGCAAUAUAAAAGACUGUUUUCCCGAUCUUCAGACGCAGGUCAAACUGAAGUUGCUAUUAAGUUUCUUCCACAUACCAAGAAGAAAUAUAGAUGAGUGGCGAUGUGAGCUGGAACAGAUUGUUGAUGUUGCUGUGAGUGAUUCUGAUUUAUGGGUCUCGAUGCUGGCUGAAGCUUUAAAAACAUUUCCGGCCACUGGCAGCCUGAACACAGAAAUUGCAGAUUUGGAUGAAGUAAGACCAAUAUUCACAAAUUUGGUGAAUGAUCUGAGGCAUCUAGUAAAGAAACAGUCCGAACAAGUGAUGUUACCCAUGGAAUGUCAUUAUUUAAAUAAAGCAGCAUUAGUGUCUGUGGUAGGGCAGCAGCCAUCAUCUACAAAACAUUUCACAUUAAAAAAAUCACCUAAAUCAGCUAUACUUAGAUCUGAUUUAUUGCAAAAGGCUUCGGAUGCAGCAAGCAAUUUGAAAAAGUCUUCAGCUCCAGUUAUACCAGUACGAUCUCGAGGUAUGCCGCGCAAGAUGACGGAUACCACCCCUCUGAAAGGUAUUCCCAGCAGGCAUCCUCCAUCUAGUUUUCGAUCAAGUCUACUAAGUGGUGGGUUAGGUAACCGACCGCCUAUAUCGAGACCUCAUGCUGGGCGCAAGGAAGGCGGUGUUAAGUUGUUGGAUAUUGCUGAUCAGCCACUAGGCUAUGCUGCUGCUAAGAAACGGAAGCGUCAACAGGAGAUCGACGAUGCUAAGAAGGUGUCUGAAGUGGCGCCCAGCAUUACUUCACCAACUAGUACAAAUGUUACUCCUGAUUAUGCCGCUGGACUCACUACGCCGACUUAUGCACCUACUGUCACAACUAUUGCUUCAACCGGCAGUACAACGACUACCAAUGUUAUAACCCAUACCGCUUCCGCAAUUACGACGGUCACAAGUGCCACUACUCUUAAAUCUUCUACAGAGAAGGAAACUGCACCUACUAUAGUACAAGGGAUUAAUCCUAUGCGUCCAGUGC
This is a messenger RNA of Nicrophorus vespilloides, 1155 nucleotides long. RefSeq names its product negative elongation factor A-like. The transcript is spliced from 3 exons. Gene Ontology annotation, biological process: negative regulation of transcription elongation by RNA polymerase II. Gene Ontology annotation, cellular component: NELF complex. The annotation marks the transcript as partial. The record is from RefSeq and is a predicted model, not a curated record. Lineage: Eukaryota; Metazoa; Arthropoda; Insecta; Coleoptera; Silphidae.